Messenger RNA from Anisakis simplex (herring worm), 123 nucleotides. The record is from the annotation of a GenBank genome assembly. Lineage: Eukaryota; Metazoa; Nematoda; Chromadorea; Rhabditida; Anisakidae.
AUGGUGGUAUUGUGCGCUUUAGCAUGGCAGACCGAGGUUCGAAUCCUACUUUCGAGGUUUUUUCAUUUUGUUUCCGUACUUUAUGUCUGGCUUUCUGCUUUUGUAGGUAUUGGUAUAUCCUGA